AUGAAAGUUUUAAUUACAAACGAUGACGGCCCAUUGAAUGAUAUAUUUUCUCCUUAUAUUAGACCUUUUAUUCAAUAUUUGAAAAAGUGCCAUCCUGAGUGGGAAAUAACUGUUUGUGUACCAGAUACUCAGAAAUCAUGGAUUGGUAAAGCUCAUUUAGCUGGUAGAAAAUUAUCUGCACAAUUUUUAUAUUCCGAUGUUAAUGCGAAUGACAAUUCUUACAGGGGACCUUAUAACUUACCACAAUAUUCUUGCACAGACUCUUUAUUACCUCGUGAAUCAACUAAACCAUUACCAAAAGAUACAAUAGAAUGGGUUUUAAUAAACGGAACUCCAGCAUCAUGCGCUAACAUUGGCUUAUAUAAAUUAUGCUUAAAGAAAUUUGAUUUAUUGAUAUCUGGCCCCAAUGUUGGUAAAAAUACAUCUGCUGCAUAUAUUACUUCAAGUGGAACUGUUGGUGCCGCAUUGGAAUCUGUAAUAUGUUCUGAUACUAAGGCUAUUGCUAUAUCUUGGGCAUAUUAUAAUGGUGUUCAAGUAGUAGACUCAGCUGUGAUGGAAAUUGCUUCUGCUCGUUCCAUUGAAGUGCUUCAAUAUUUGCUAAGCAACUGGGACCAGAACUAUGAUUUGUAUUCAAUUAAUAUUCCACUUACUCAUGAAUUGAAUUUUGAUACCAAAGUGAAGUACGCUCCAAUUUGGGAGAAUAGAUGGACUUGUAUGUAUGAAGGUCCAAUAUAUAACAUUGGUAAAACACAAGAUAUCCAAGAUGGUUCCAAAUCAGAAGCAAUCACGUUUAAUUGGUCUCCAAAUUUUGAUUUACAUGAAAACUCAAGGCAUUCAAUCAAGGAUAGUGAAUAUGAUAUGCAUUUAAUCGAUAGAAAAUUAAUCUGCGUAACUCCAAUUAGAGCAGUAUUCCAUUCAUUUGAUAAAACUUCUGAAUAUUUUGAUAAAGAAAUUAUUAUUCCUAGAGAUGAUAUAGUUUUAAAUAAGAAAGUAAAUGGAAACAAACAACUCUUGUCUGUUGUUAGUAUCCCAAAGACAGAAUACAUUUAUAAUCCAUUACUAAAUGCCUUGAAAAGAUAUUUACCAAAUGUUGAUUUUCAAUCCGAAUUAUCAAAAGAGUCUAUUAAAAGUACUUCUAAGAUUUUUCACUAUGGGGAUUAUGAACAAUUAGAUAUGGCAAGAUUAUUAUCUGAACCUAAUAAUUAUUAUGCAAAUUCAUACAUCUACCGAAAGGCUUUAAUUAGAAAGCAUUAUUUGGCUGAUACUAUUAAAAAUUACAUCGUUAAACAUCCUGAAUCUAUAUUAGUUCAGUCAUUUUUGGAAUCAUUUAUCUUAGAUCUGGAUUACGCUGAAUUUCUAGAUGAUUCGUUGGAUGAAAAUUGGGAAUUAAGACAAGAAUUGGAAAAUAUCGAAUCUAAAAAAUGGUGGAUUGUAAAGCCAAGUAUGAGUGAUAAAGGUCAAGGUAUUAGAGUUUUUAAAACCAUUGAAGAUUUACAAUCUAUUUUUGAUUCAUUUGAUGAUGAACCCGAUGAAAAUGUCGAUGAAAAUGAUAAUGAAAAUAAGAUUAUUAUAUCGCAGUUACGCCAUUUUAUCGUUCAAGAAUACUUGAAGAAUCCUUUAUUAUUACCAUCGAUGAAUAAUAAGAAAUUCCAUAUUAGAUGUUAUAUCACGUGUAAGAGUGACUUACAAGUCUUUGUAUACGACAGAAUGCUUGCAUUAUUUGCACCAACUCCAUUCAAGAAAUUAGACGAAGAAUCAUACACUGCCACUAACCAUCAAGACUUGGAAUGCCAUUUAACAAAUACAUGUUUACAAGAGGGGAAUGGUAAAGAAUUAUCUGUUAUGGAAUUCAAUAAUUUAAAGGACAUAUCUACCGAAACAAAAAAAAAAUACAUUGAUCAAAUUCAUGAAAUAGCACAUGACUUAUUCCUUGCUGCUGCAACAGUAAACAGAAUAAAUUUUCAACCUUUACCAAACGCUUUUGAAACAUAUGGUGUUGAUUUAUUGGUGGAUUCAGAUUACAAUGUCAAAAUAUUGGAAGUUAACGCGUAUCCAGAUUUUAAACAAACUGGUGACGAAUUAAAGGGAUUAAUUGAUCAAUUGUUCGACAAUACUGUCAAGUUCUGUGUCUUACCAUUUUUCAACAAGAGUUUCAAUGUUCUCCCAGAUGCUAAGUCUUCUUUUACCAAAGUAUUGGACCAUACAUCUAAUAGUUGGUAG
Molecule: messenger RNA, 2220 nt
Organism: Henningerozyma blattae CBS 6284
Lineage: Eukaryota; Fungi; Ascomycota; Saccharomycetes; Saccharomycetales; Saccharomycetaceae
Gene: PBY1
Product: putative tubulin tyrosine ligase
Exons: 1
Coding region: 1-2220 (739 amino acids)
Biological process (GO): protein modification process
Cellular component (GO): P-body
Molecular function (GO): hydrolase activity
Source: RefSeq, a predicted model, not a curated record